AUGGCCGAACACGCUGCAGCAGUGCGGAGAAACGACUCCAGCUCUCAAGUUGCGGCUCAUUCGACGGGUUCCGGCCACACAUUCAAAUUUGACGAGGACGAAAUUCUCGCAAGAGGUGACAACCGCGUGAUGCGGGAGCUGCUUGAGUCAUGGUUCACUGGCCCCCAGUCUAUUAGCAAGUGCAAUGAUCUUCCCAUUCAAUACAGCGUGCUGAGACUUCGUCUAGGCGAAAAAAUUGGCCACGCGGGGAGCGCCCUGAUGAACACUCUUCCCAACACCCGGGUCAGCGCGUCAGAUGGUCGAGCAAUCAUCACACCAACAUCCAACGCACGUGAUGAAAUUGCAGCAAUUAACGACGCCAAUAGCGACCAUCACGCCACGUGCAAUGAUCUCUGA
Messenger RNA from Spirometra erinaceieuropaei, 396 nucleotides. Lineage: Eukaryota; Metazoa; Platyhelminthes; Cestoda; Diphyllobothriidea; Diphyllobothriidae. The record is from the annotation of a GenBank genome assembly.